This is a messenger RNA of Suillus subaureus, 234 nucleotides long. RefSeq lists its product as uncharacterized. NCBI's taxonomy places the organism in Eukaryota, Fungi, Basidiomycota, Agaricomycetes, Boletales, Suillaceae. The annotation marks the transcript as partial. The record is from RefSeq and is a predicted model, not a curated record. The transcript has a single exon.
UCAUUCCUCAAGAAGGUUGAUGAACUCCCACAUGGAGCUGCCUGGAGCUGUAAGAAGAUUAGCAUUCAGAGAAAUAGAACAGAUGAAAAAGGUGAACUGUUGCAUGAAGAUGUUGAACUGUGGAUGUGCAAUCCCAUAGAGUGCAUCAAAGGCUUGAUUGGAAAUCCUUUGUUCAAGGAUCAAAUGGUGUACACACCUGCCUGUGCAUACAUGGACUCUGCAGGACUCCACUGA